Messenger RNA from Microtus oregoni (creeping vole), 2460 nucleotides. Its product is annotated as protocadherin gamma-B1-like. Lineage: Eukaryota; Metazoa; Chordata; Mammalia; Rodentia; Cricetidae. The record is from RefSeq and is a predicted model, not a curated record. Gene Ontology annotation, cellular component: plasma membrane. Gene Ontology annotation, biological process: homophilic cell-cell adhesion. The transcript has 2 exons. Gene Ontology annotation, molecular function: calcium ion binding. The coding region runs from base 1 to 2460 and encodes 819 amino acids.
AUGGAGGCCACAGUGAAACCAGGGAGCAGGACCCGGUGGAGGCAAGUACUCUUUCCGUUCUUGCUGCCUUUGUUCUGCACGGGGCUUUCGGAGCAAAUCCGAUAUUCUAUUCCCGAAGAAAUGGCCAUGGGCUCGGUUGUGGGAAACCUCGCUGUGGAUCUGGGGCUGCCUGUUCGGGAUUUACGGACUCGAAACCUCAGAGUUAUCGCAGAGAAACCGUACCUUACUGUGAACCCUGAGAACGGGAACAUAGUUGUGAGCGACAGAAUAGAUCGAGAAUUACUGUGCUUCCAAAGCUCCCUGUGUGUCCUGCCCUUAGAGAUUGUGGCAGAAAACCCCCUAAACGUCUUUCACAUCAGCGUGGUGAUAGAAGACAUAAAUGAUAAUCCUCCCCACUUCCUCCAAAAGAGUAUUGUUUUACAAAUCAAUGAACUUGCAAUUCCAGGCACUAGGUUUGGCCUGGAAUCUGCCAUAGACGAAGAUGUAGGACGGCACUCCCUCCAGAGUUACCAGCUCAGUAAGAAUGAGCAUUUCUCUCUGGUGGUGAAGGACAAGGCUGAAGGCAAGGAUGCACCAGAAUUAGUGUUAGAGAAGCCUUUAGACAGGGAAAAGCAGAGCUCCCAGCUCUUGGUCCUGACCGCGGUGGAUGGGGGAGAACCAGUACUAACUGGCACUGCUCAAAUUCAAAUCGUGGUCACUGAUGCUAAUGAUAAUCCCCCAGUGUUCAGCCAAGACUCCUACAAAGUCAGUCUUAGAGAGAACGUGCCCUCAGGCACUUCUGUGGUAAAGGUGGUGGCCACCGACCAGGACGAGGGUGUCAAUGCAGAGGUCACCUACUUCUUCAAAUCAGUAGGAGAUGAUAUUAGAAAUAAGUUUAUCCUAGAUUACCAAAAUGGAGAAAUUAAAUCUGAAGGCCCUAUAGACUUUGAAACCAAGAGAACUUAUACCAUGAGCAUAGAGGCCAAGGACGGUGGAGGUAUGGCCACAGAAUGUAAAGUUAUUAUAGAAAUUCUCGAUGAAAACGACAAUGCCCCGGAAGCAGUUUUUACUUCGGUGUCCAAUUCUAUAACCGAAAAUGCAGAACCUGGGACAGUGGUGGCUCUGUUCAAAACAUAUGAUAAAGAUUCAGAAGAAAAUGGAAGGAUGACGUGCUUCAUAAAAGAAACGGUUCCUUUUAGAAUUGAAUCUUCUGCCAGUAAUUACUAUAAGCUUGUAACUGAUGGGGUUCUGGACCGGGAGCAGACUUCAGUGUACAAUGUCACCAUCGUCGCCACUGAUAGAGGCAAGCCACCCCUCUCCUCCAGCACAAGCGUCACGCUGCACGUUGGGGACAUCAAUGACAACGCUCCAGUUUUCCACCAGGCCUCCUACUUGAUCCAAGUGGCUGAAAAUAACCCGCCUGGUGCUUCCAUUGCACAAGUAAGCGCCUCCGACCCGGAUUUGGGGCCCAAUGGCCAUGUUUCCUACUCUAUCAUAGCCAGCGACCUGGAACCUAAAUCGCUAUGGUCCUACAUAUCCGUGAACCAGGACAGCGGGGUAGUUUUCGCACAGCGCGCCUUCGACCAUGAGCAGCUGCGCUCCUUCCAACUGACAUUGCAGGCGCACGACCAGGGCUCGCCCGCGCUCAGCGCCAACGUGAGCAUGCGCGUGCUGGUGGGCGACCGCAACGACAACGCGCCGCGUGUGCUGUAUCCCACGCUCGAGCCUGAUGGCUCUGCGCUCUUCAAUAUGGUACCACGCGCCGCCGAGCCCGGAUACCUGGUCACCAAAGUAGUGGCGGUGGACGCAGACUCCGGACAUAACGCCUGGUUGUCGUAUCACGUGCUGCAGGCCAGUGAUCCGGGACUCUUCAGCCUCGGGCUGCGCACUGGCGAGGUCCGCACAGCGCGUGCCUUGGGUGACAGAGAUGCAGCUCGGCAGCGCCUUCUGGUAGCUGUGCGUGAUGCUGGGCAGCCACCGCUCUCGGCUACAGCCACGCUGCACCUGAUCUUCGCUGACAGCCUACAGGAGGUCCUGCCAGACCUCAGCGAUGACCCUCUGCCAUCGGACCCCCAGAGUGAGCUUCAGUUUUACCUGGUGGUGGCCUUGACCUUGGUCUCAGUACUCUUUCUUUUCGUUGUGAUUCUCGCCAUGGUCCUUCGUCUUCGACAGUCCCACAGUCUUGCAGCCUCAGACUGCUUUCAGUCUGGCCUCUGUUGUAAGACUAGACCAGGGGUUUCUCUCAACUACAGUGAGGGGACUCUGCCUUAUUCCUACAAUCUCUAUGUUGCCUCCAAUAGUCAAAAAACAUCUCAUUUUCUUACCUUAACGCCAGAAAUGAUCCCUCCGCAAGAUCUUUCAAUGCAAGCUUCUGUGGAAGUGAGUGCCACUGAGGAGAACAAGACAGUCUCUGAUUCUCUCGCUUCUACCCACGGAGGAAAAAGCAGCGAAGCCCUGCUCGCUGACUUUGCAGGCGCCUAA